GAAGGCAGUCGGGUUUUCGGUGGUUGUAACGCUUUCGGUAUAUCAAAAGUAUCAGUGCUAAUUAAAAGUGAUCAAAAGUUGUUAAAAUAAAAAGAUACAUAUCCCAGGAUGCGGUGACCUUGAUCGUUGUUCCCUUUGGAAUGGAGUCCAGCAGCAGCGGUGCAAUUAUGGAUAUGGAGGGCUCUAGUCCUGGGGAUCCUUCCCAACCCACUCAGAUCACCUCUAUAGAUGGAUUUUUCAAUAGGAAAAGAGGUCGCCCGCCAAAGAAUCGAUUUGUGGAGGUCUACAAGAGUGCUCAGCAUUCGCCACAGGCCAUUUUCACCAGCUUUAAGCUGGAGAGAAGCGAUCAUCCUUCACCUGCUUCAAUACCCAGCUCAAUGGGGGAAACCCUAGAGGAAAGAUUGCCCCGAAUGGAUCACGAUGGAUCAUCAUCAUCAUCAUCAAUGGUCACAGAUCUCAAUCCUAGUCGGAACCGGAAACGAGGUCGUGUUUGGGCCCCAAACUCAGUAACUACGGAGCAGUCAAGUCGAAGGAAUCUAACAGUGAGAACUGAGGCCACCUUACAGAGUAGCCACAUUGAGGCUGUGGCUCAGCCCAAUACACAACCAAUAGAAUCUAUAGUUGCAAGGAAGCCAACUUGCAAGGAACUGGAAAGGAAAUCAGUAGUUCGUGCCGCAGGAACAUUUUAUCCCGAAAAUGUGAAUUCUUCCCUGGGAGAGGAAAUCUCAGAGGCACAGAGUCUCACCCGGCUUCGUGAGGAGUCCUUGGACUUGGAUGUGGAUCAACCAGAGGAUCUUAGUAUGCGUCCCUCCCUGCUGCCAGAGACCUUGACCACAGCAGGAAGAGUGGGUGUGGCACCUCCUCUGAGCAUGAAUCUGUUGCAGUUCAAGCAGCUAAUAGACCUUUAUCAGAGGCAAGUGCUGCUGCCCAGCUUUCUGGCUGCAGCCACUCAACCCCUGGCAGGAGGAGCAACAGGAGCAGUGCCAGGAGCUGCAACAUUAACAGGAUCAGCAGCUGGACCUCUGCUAGAUGUAAGGUUACUCCUAGGGAAUGCUGCCCACCAGAAGUUUCUCCUACUCAAUGCAGCAGCAGCAGCAGCGGCAGCAACGGCAACUGCAACAGCCGCUGCAGCAGCUGCAACUUCAGAAACGGGACAAAGGACUCCGGUUAGAAGGAGUCGGGAUCAGGACAUACCCACUGGCUACUUGAAGUUCCGAUUUAAUGAGGACUGUGGCUUCGAGAGGUGUGGCUAUAGGAAUCAUCAGUCGCAUUUCCAUUGCAACAGAAGGGAUUGCCACUAUAGCUUCUGCGACAAGACGAGGUUUGUGCAACACACGGCACGUCAUGAGAGGAUGGAUACACUGAUGGGUGACGACUUCCGGCAAUUUCGGGCCAACAUGCAGUGCGGAGUGGCCAGUUGCUCUUAUUCACUUGGAGGAGUCACAGAGUCCUCCUCCCAACAGCAGCAGAGAUUAGAUGAGGCCAGUGGCGCUUCUUCCAAGAAGACAUCCCACUUUCACUGUCGCAAAUGCGACUAUGUCUGCACGGAUUCCAACAAGGUGGUUGCCCAUCGGCGGUUACAUCUCCGCCAGGAUUAUGUCCGCUCUGCUGGCUUCCGGAAGGUGGCCGGAAAUGAGGCUUGCAACUCUACAUCCUGCUCCUAUGCCCUAAGGCACACACACUAUCAUUGUGUUACCUGCGAUGGCGGUGUUCUCUCCCGGGCACAACUGGCAGCCCACAAACAUCGGACACCUUUGACCAAAUCGGAUACAACUCCAUAGGGAUUGGAUUUAUAAUUUAAAAUAAUAUCCAUUUCAGAACAUUUAGA
Molecule: messenger RNA, 1828 nt
Organism: Drosophila serrata
Lineage: Eukaryota; Metazoa; Arthropoda; Insecta; Diptera; Drosophilidae
Biological process (GO): positive regulation of transcription by RNA polymerase II; regulation of neuron differentiation
Cellular component (GO): nucleus
Molecular function (GO): DNA-binding transcription factor activity, RNA polymerase II-specific; RNA polymerase II transcription regulatory region sequence-specific DNA binding
Source: RefSeq, a predicted model, not a curated record